UUGAGAGCCGCUGGUCUACACCAACAUUAUAACCGUAAUCUUGCUCUCACCUUCUUUGCUUUGUCCUGUAGAUAUCAGAAGCCUCUCUGCUCUGUUGUAAUCUCCAGAACUCAGGAGCUCUGUCUCAUCUACUUUGUAUCUUUUUCAUUCCAUAACCCAACACUUUUGAGUAGACAGGGAGCAUGUUAAGUUAAAAGGGCAGCACUAAAUUGUCACGCAUAGCAGUGACUCUUAGACAUUGUGAGGCCCCGCAUAAUUUGUGCCCGUCACAAUUUUACUAAAAUUGGAUAUAUUUUACAGAGUUCAGAAUCAUCCGUAAAUUCAACAAAUGUUUAUUGAGCAUCUACCAUGUUGCGGGUUCUGGUAGGGACACCCCAGAAGACAGAAGGCCUCAGUUCUCGUGGAACUUACAUUCUGUGGGGAGAUCAAUAGUAAAAAUGCAAAUAGUUUGAGAUAGUGUAAUAUAACAUGAAAAUAGAGCAGCUUCAAGGCUUUGUGAGGGUGAUCAGGGGAGCCUCUCUAGGCGAGUGACAUCAAGGAACCUAAAUAUUGAGAGAGACACAGCCAGGCAAGGACAUGGCCACAUGGCAUGUCACACUGAGGGAGGGCAGGAAGUGCUAAUGACCAGGUCAUGGAGGUGAAAGUGGGAAGUCUGGAUUGAGGUUUUGGGAACUGAUGUCUGCCAUUCUAGAAAGCAGCAUUUCUGACAUCAUGUGUUUAGGUUAAAUAACAGAAUCGACUACAAUUGGUUUUAUGGCUUCUUCGAAUCCAAACAGGAGAGUCCUGCAGUCAGAAAACAAUAAAGUCACAGGUCCCCACGGGGCACCUUGAAGGCAGACAAGUGUGUUCAUGCUUUGUGCAUUUUCUCCUACGCACAACUGUGGCAAUUGUUUAGCAAGAUCUUUGGAACCCAUCAGUCAUUCUCCACUCUGAUUUGCUUAAUCAUUCUAAUAUUUCUCAUUCUUCUCUUUCACAUACCCCUGGGCCACUGAGACAGCAAGUGGGUUCACUUGCUGAACCUUGCCUUCAGUUUCAACCAACUGAUUCUGUCCAGAUAAUCUAAUUAGCUGUACUGGCAAUCUGAUGCAUUUGCCCAGGUAUCCAGAAGAACUUGUCAAACUCCUUGCAACCCUGGGCUUUUUAGAGAGCUGAUCAUGGCAAGUGGGACCAUCAUAGGACAAUCAAAUCCCCAAACUUUAGAUCUUGAAGAAAAGGCAAUUAGAGAAGUGACACCAAAGAAGCAACAGGCUCAGAGCAAAUAACUGAUCCCAGGUCACACAGCUCCAGUGGGUUCCGUUCAAGGCCGUGGUUGAGUGGAUGGACUCCUGGGUCCAAAAUUCCAUUGCGUGUUCAGUCACCUGUGGCCUGUACAUAUGGACUCCCAAAGAUCCCCAAAUGAAACUGUCCUCAUUACAGGAGGAGGUGGCUAUUUUGGUUUCCGACUAGGCUGUGCUCUGAACCUGAAGGGAUUCCACGUGGUUCUGUUCGACAUCAGCAGCCCUGCUCAAACCAUUCCAGAAGGAAUCAAAUUUGUACACGGUGACAUCCGCCAUCUCGCUGAUGUAGAGAAAGCCUUCCAUGGGAAUGUCACUUGUGUGUUCCAUGUUGCCUCUUAUGGUAUGUCAGGACGGGAGCAACUGAAUCGAAAAUUGAUCCAUGAAGUCAAUGUCAGGGGCACGGACAAUGUCCUCCAGGCUUGCCAGAGGAGAGGGGUACCCAGGUUAGUUUACACCAGCACUUUCAACGUCAUCUUCGGAGGUCAAGUUAUCAGAAAUGGGGAUGAAUCUCUGCCUUACCUGCCUCUUCAUCUCCACCCUGACCACUACUCUCGGACCAAAUCUAUUGCAGAGAAGAAGGUGCUGGAGGCAAAUGGCACAGCCCUGGAAAGAGGCAAGGGUGUCUUGAGAACCUGUGCUCUGAGGCCAGCCGGCAUCUACGGGCCGGGAGAACAAAGGCAUCUUCCCAGAAUAGUGAGCUACAUUGAGAGGGGUCUGUUCAAGUUUGUGUACGGGGAUCCCAGGAGCCUGGUCGAGUUUGUCCACGUGGAUAACCUGGUGCAGGCUCACAUUCUGGCCUCAGAGGCCCUGAGAGCCGACAAGGGCCACGUUGCCUCUGGGCAGCCCUACUUCAUCUCGGAUGGCAGACCAGUGAACAACUUUGAGUUCUUCCGGCCCUUGGUUGAGGGCUUAGGCUACACAUUCCCACCCACCCGCCUGCCCUUGGGCCUCAUCUACUGCUUUGCUUUCCUAACAGAGAUGGUCCACUUCAUUUUGGGUCGACUCUACAACUUCCAGCCCUUUCUUACCCGCACUGAAGUCUAUAAAACUGGUGUCACACAUUAUUGUAGCUUAGAGAAAGCCAGGAAGGAGCUAGGCUAUGAGGCUCAGCCAUAUGACCUCCAGGAAGUAGUGGAAUGGUUUGAAGCCCACGGUCACGGGAGAAGUCCUGACAGUCGUAUCUCAGAGUGCUGUGUUUGGGGAGGGCUGUUGGGCUUCCUCUUGGUUGUAGCAGCCCUCACCUGGCUGCCGCCUCCUGUGAUCCUGCUGCUGUGAAGGAGGGGCUGGAAAUAAGGAGCUGAUCACACUGAGAUGGUUUUCAAGAAACAUGGGUUUUGAAAUAAUAUACAGUGCGCUCUAGCAUCAAACUUUGGAUCCUUAAAAUUGCUACUUAAGAAUAAGCUCUUGGAUUAAAUCUUCCUUACUUCGUUACACUAAUCCUAAUGGGAGGGGAAAAAAAAUCAAAAGUUUAAAAUCUGGUUUCCUGUGUCCUGUUUUAGAUGGGUGCAGUAAAAUCGGUUUGGAACCAC
This is a messenger RNA of Otolemur garnettii (small-eared galago), 2806 nucleotides long. RefSeq names its product short chain dehydrogenase/reductase family 42E, member 1 (gene SDR42E1). NCBI's taxonomy places the organism in Eukaryota, Metazoa, Chordata, Mammalia, Primates, Galagidae. The record is from RefSeq and is a predicted model, not a curated record. Gene Ontology annotation, biological process: steroid biosynthetic process. Gene Ontology annotation, molecular function: 3-beta-hydroxy-Delta5-steroid dehydrogenase (NAD+) activity. Bases 1374 to 2552 code for a protein of 392 amino acids. The transcript has 4 exons.